Paramecium octaurelia is the source of this 184-nucleotide messenger RNA. Lineage: Eukaryota; Ciliophora; Oligohymenophorea; Peniculida; Parameciidae. The record is from the annotation of a GenBank genome assembly.
AUGUGUUAAGCAGAAUUGGAAUCUCUCAAAAAGAGUUAAUAGAAGAAAGUUAUAAAUAAAAAUAUUCUAGGAAGAAGUCGUGAUCUCAAGAACAGUUAUAUCAAGAACAGGUAAUACUUUAUCUGUUAAAGAGGGAACAUCUGGAUUCUAAUCCUAAAUAAGAAGAACUGGUUAAUAAGAGUGA